AUGAUCUUGCCUUUUGGCGAAGAAAGUAUCCAUCCAGUCGAGGAUAGUCACCUCAAAAUACGCCCAGUCGAACGGCCAAUCAACAGGAAAGACAAGAUAAUCGCGUAUUCGUCGAUCGCAAUAGGCGUUUUAGGCUUCUCGGUCUUCCUCUACUUCUACCUCACGCCUCUUAUCAAAGCACAUCGGAAAUCCAAAUCAAGGAAGCGAAGAGAACAACUUCUUCAGCCCUUCUCUGAAAGCCGACAAAGACUGGUUGGAGGUGAUGAUGAUGACACUGAGAAUGACAGAUGCUCGACCUUCAGUGCUAGUAUUAGCAUCGAGUCAAAGGAACCUAUUACACCUGGAAGAAUUGUUCCGCGGGACUCUGUCGGACUCACUAGGGCUAGACAGGCGGCGUCGGUUGAUCUUGAUCCGUUCCUUGAGAAGUUCCCUAUUCCUCCUCCAUUUCAAGCGAACUCGGUAUCGUCAACAUCACCAAGACAGCCUUUCUGCGGUAGAAAUACGCCAAGGGAUAUGACUCGUCUCCUUACACCUCCUCGAUCCGCUCAAGUCAACGCUUCUCAAACGGGAUCGCCUUUCUCCGCAAGUAGCUUGUCACAAACAGAAUCUCCAUCAACGACGUUCAUUAUCUCCGACUCUCAGGACUCUAUUCACUCCGUUCAUUCCGUCUAUACUCUCCAAGCACAAGCCGAUCCUUCUAUUCAAUCAUUGAGUGUCUAUUCCUCACCCUCACGCUCUAUAAAUCGAAUUUGCGGGAUGGUCCCUCCUCGGUCAAGUUCAUUAAAUACCCUUCUUUCUUCGAGUGCACUUGCUGCAUCUACAAGUUCGCGAAGCGCUAUAGUUAGCAUUGAAGACUCUUUGCAAAGUGCACAAAAGCCAAAACCAGCAAGUCCGAAUAAUAAGUCAACAACAUAUCCUGUCUACGCUGAAGUUAUCCUUCCUCGUUAUCUGCGAGAAAGCUGUAGGGUACCUUACGUUCAGACUCAGAUCGAAGAGAGGCACAUCAAACACCAAACACACUCGAAGACUCCGUCCAUCGCCAUCUCAGACUCUCCAACGAUCCAAUCUUUACACGUCCAAGACUCUGUCUUGGCACGGGCGUCGAGCUACACCCGCGGUCUGGUCGGUGUAGGAACUUCACCGACAAAAGCGAAGAAGUCGAGAGGACAGGGAGGUACAGACUUGCAGUUUGAGAUGAUCAACCACGGACCGUCUGCUCCAACUGCACCUUUACGACUGUGA
Molecule: messenger RNA, 1242 nt
Organism: Fomitiporia mediterranea MF3/22
Lineage: Eukaryota; Fungi; Basidiomycota; Agaricomycetes; Hymenochaetales; Hymenochaetaceae
Exons: 3
Coding region: 1-1242 (413 amino acids)
Source: RefSeq, a predicted model, not a curated record